AUGCGUGCCGCGUCCCCGCUUGUCCUUCGGAGCUGGGGUUCACGACUUGGACUACGCAAAUAUCAGCCCAGCUCAUUGUGCCAAUUACGAAUAAUCAACCGGCCUGCAAAUAGAACAGUAGCCAACUAUACACACCCCCAUCAUGCCUCAGCCCUCUCCGUCCUCCCCACAGCUGUGGAUACCUCCUCACAGGAGUACCGCGAAAAUAGCCAACAGAUGCAAGAGCUCCUAGACCGAAUGAACAGCCUACAUACAACAAUCGCCCGCGGGGGUCCCGAAAAGGCACGCGAGAAGCACAUCGCGCGAGGCAAAAUGCUUGCUCGAGACCGUAUCUCCGCCCUAGUUGACCCAGGCACCUCCUUCAUGGAGUUAUCAGCGCUAGCAGGACACGGAGUGUACGAGGGCGACGAUGUCCCAGCUGGUGGCAUCAUCACUGGAAUUGGAAUGGUCGAGGGUGUUAACUGCAUGAUCAUUGCCAACGACAGCACCGUCAAGGGCGGUACCUACUACCCAAUCACAGUGAAGAAGCACCUGCGCGCACAGGCAAUUGCGCAAGAGAACCGCCUGCCCUGCAUCUACCUCGUAGACUCCGGUGGUGCAAACCUGCCUCAUCAGGCAGAUGUAUUCCCAGACCGUGAUCACUUCGGCCGCAUUUUCUUCAACCAGGCCCGCAUGAGCUCUCUCGGCAUCCCACAGCUGUCCGUUGUUAUGGGGCCGUGCACAGCGGGUGGCGCAUAUGUGCCUGCUAUGAGCGAUGAGACCAUCAUCGUCGAGAAUCAAGGUACCAUUUUCCUGGCCGGCCCACCUCUCGUCAAGGCCGCGACAGGUGAGGAGGUUUCCGCUGAAGAUCUAGGCGGUGGCCAACUGCAUUCGUCUAUAUCUGGUGUUACGGAUUACUUGGCCGUCGAUGAUGCUCACGCUCUUGUCCUUGUCCGUCGAUCCGUCGCGAAUCUCAAUUAUCCUCCCACCACUGCUCCGCUACAGCUUGAGAAUGGUAAUGGGGAUUCACUUGUUGUCAAAGAACCGCUGUACGACCCUAAUGAGCUAAACGGAAUUGUUGGCACGAACCUGCGCCGCCAGAUCCCCGUGCACGAAGUCAUCGCGCGAAUCGUUGACGGCAGUGAAUUUGCCGAGUUCAAGCGUGACUAUGGUUCAACAUUGGUGACGGGCUUUGCACGCAUCCACGGCCAUCGCGUCGGUAUUGUCGCUAAUAAUGGAAUCCUGUUCUCCGAGUCCUCGCUCAAGGGAGCACACUUCAUUGAGCUGUGUGCUCAACGGCGGAUCCCUCUCGUCUUUUUACAAAACAUCUCAGGCUUCAUGGUUGGCGCUGAUGCCGAGAAAGGCGGUAUCGCAAAGAAUGGUGCUAAGCUUGUCACCGCUGUUGCAUGCGCCGAUGUCCCCAAGUUCACUGUUGUAUUUGGAUCCAGUGCUGGUGCGGGUAAUUAUGGCAUGUGUGGCCGUGCUUACUCUCCUCGCCUUCUCUUCAUGUGGCCCAAUGCUAAGAUCGGCGUUAUGGGGUCUGAGCAACUCUCUGCCGUCAUGGAGGCUGUUGGACGGACUGCUGAUCCAGCUUUGAAGGAUCGCAUUGACCGAGAAUCCGAAGCGACAUUCUCGUCAGCUCGGCUGUGGGACGAUGGUAUUAUUCCCCCGUCUCAGACAAGGCACAUGCUCGGGUUGGGUCUGUCGGCUGCACUCAGUGGGAAGGCUGAGCCAGAUGUGCAGACCAGGUUUGGAGUGUUCCGAAUGUAG
This is a messenger RNA of Penicillium paradoxum, 1749 nucleotides long. Its product is annotated as putative 3-methylcrotonyl-CoA carboxylase, beta subunit (MccB). Gene Ontology annotation, cellular component: mitochondrion; methylcrotonoyl-CoA carboxylase complex. Gene Ontology annotation, biological process: L-leucine catabolic process. The record is from RefSeq and is a predicted model, not a curated record. The transcript is spliced from 2 exons. NCBI's taxonomy places the organism in Eukaryota, Fungi, Ascomycota, Eurotiomycetes, Eurotiales, Aspergillaceae. Bases 1 to 1749 code for a protein of 582 amino acids. Gene Ontology annotation, molecular function: methylcrotonoyl-CoA carboxylase activity.